Mirounga angustirostris (Northern elephant seal) is the source of this 3160-nucleotide messenger RNA. RefSeq names its product molybdenum cofactor sulfurase (gene MOCOS). The transcript has 16 exons. Gene Ontology annotation, biological process: Mo-molybdopterin cofactor biosynthetic process. Lineage: Eukaryota; Metazoa; Chordata; Mammalia; Carnivora; Phocidae. Gene Ontology annotation, molecular function: molybdenum ion binding; molybdenum cofactor sulfurtransferase activity; pyridoxal phosphate binding. The coding region runs from base 1 to 2634 and encodes 877 amino acids. The record is from RefSeq and is a predicted model, not a curated record.
AUGGCCGGCGGGGCGGCGCCCCGGGGUGCCGAGCUGCUGGCCUUCGCGCGGUUCCGGGAGUCGAGCAAGCAGCCGCUCGCCUAUGGCUAUGGCCCGGGCAGCCUGCGGGAGCUGCGCCAGCGGGAAUUCAGCCGCCUGGCAGGAACUGUCUACCUUGACCAUGCAGGAGCCACACUGUUCCCCCAGAGUCAGCUUACGAGCUUCACUAAUGAUCUCAUGGAAAAUGUUUAUGGUAAUCCUCACAGCCAGAGCAUCAGCAGCGGGCUCACCCACGAAACCGUGGAGCACAUGCGCUACAGGAUUCUGGCGCACUUCCACACCUCCCCGGAGGACUACAGCGUGAUUUUCACGGCAGGAAGCACGGCUGCUCUUAAGCUGGUGGCAGAGGCCUUCCCGUGGGUGUCCCCGGGCCCGGAGAGCAGUGGGAGCUGCUUCUGUUACCUCACCGACAGCCACACCUCCGUGGUGGGCAUGAGGAAGGUCACCAUGGCCAUGAACGUCACCUCCGUCCCGGUCAGGCCAGAGGACAUGUGGUCGGCAGAGACACAGGGCGCGGCCGCCCGUGACCCCGACUGCCAGCUUCCGCAUCUGUUUUGUUACCCCGCGCAGAGUAACUUUUCCGGAACCAGAUACCCCCUGUCCUGGAUACGAGAGGUCAAGGCUGGGCGGAGGUGCCCUGUGAGCGUGCCUGGGAAGUGGUUCGUGCUGCUCGAUGCAGCCUCCUACGUGAGCACCUCCCCUUUGGACCUGUCGGUUCACCAGGCCGACUUUGUCCCCCUCUCCUUCUAUAAGAUCUUUGGAUUCCCUACCGGCCUGGGCGCUCUGCUGGUGAAUAAUCGUGUGGCUCCUCUGCUGAGGAAAACCUACUUUGGAGGGGGCACAGCCGCGGCGUACCUUGCAGGAGAAGACUUCUAUAUCCCGAGACGCUCGGUGGCUGAAAGGUUUGAAGAUGGCACCAUCUCGUUCCUUGAUGUAAUAGCACUAAAACAUGGAUUUGAUGCCCUAGAGCGCCUCACAGGCGGAAUGGAGAAUAUAAAGCAGCAUACCUUCACCUUGGCUCAAUACACCUACGCUGCCCUGUCUGCCCUCCGGUACCCCAGUGGAGCCCCUGUGGUGCGGAUUUACAGCGACUCUGAAUUCAGCAGCCCGGAGGUCCAGGGUCCGGUCAUCAAUUUUAACGUGCUCGACCCCAGUGGGAACAUCAUUGGUUAUUCCCAGGUGGAUAAAAUGGCCAGUCUUUACAACAUCCACUUGCGAACUGGCUGCUUCUGCAACACGGGGGCCUGCCAGAGGCACCUGGGGAUAAGCGACGAGAUGGUCAAGAAGCAUCUUCAGGCCGGUCAUGUCUGUGGAGACAAUGUGGACCUCAUAGAGGGGCAGCCUACAGGGUCUGUGAGGAUUUCCUUUGGAUAUAUGUCUACACUUGAGGAUGCCCAGGCUUUUCUCAGGUUCAUCAUAGCAAUGCAACUGCACAGGUCUGAUGGACAGCCCCUCCCUCAGACCACCGCUGGGGAGGCUGGAGCCCUGUCAGAGAGCGAGGCUCAGGACGCCGUGCCGGCCACCACGGACGGAUGUAGUUCCUCACCUCAGGAAGAGGCCCCCACAGCCUCUAGGGUUUGCAACGACUUGCCGAGCACUGUGGAUGCAGGCGGUUCGCACUCACCUCCACUGAUGGCCACCGGGACCCAGCAGACCCCUUCAGAGAAAGCUGUAGGAGUCCUGGAUGGGGGCCUUGGGCCACAUGUCAUCACCAACCUUUACCUCUACCCGAUCAAAUCCUGUGCUGCAUUUGAGGUGACCAAGUGGCCCCUAGGAAAGCAAGGGCUGCUGUAUGACCGGAGCUGGAUGGUUGUGAACCACAAUGGUGUGUGUCUGAGUCAGAAGCAGGAGCCCCGGCUCUGCCUGAUCAAGCCCUUCAUUGACCUGCAGCAGAAGAUCAUGGUCAUCAAAGCCAAAGGGAUGGAGCCUAUAGAGGUGCCUCUUGAGGAAAACGGUGAACAGGCUCAGAUUUGCCAAAGCAAGGUCUGUGCGGACAGGGUCAAUACUUAUAGUUGUGGAGAAAAAAUUUCGAGCUGGUUGUCAAGGUUUUUUGGCCGUCCAUGUCAACUGAUAAAACAAAGUUCAGACUUUCAAAGAAGUGCAAAGAGACGGGGCAAAGAUCAGUCUGGGGGUCCAACAGCCACCCUUUCUCUGGUGAAUGAAGCACAGUAUUUGCUGAUAAACAGAUCCAGUGUUUUGGAGCUCCAGCAGCAAUUAAGUGCCAGCAGUGAUGAGCAUGGAAAGGAAGAAUCAUUCCCAAUGAAAGACCUCAUCUCACGGUUCCGUGCCAAUAUUAUUACCAGUGGAACAAGGGCUUUUGAAGAAGAGAAGUGGGAUGGGAUUUCAAUUGGUUCCUUGCAUUUCCAGGUUUCAGGGCCUUGUCACAGAUGCCAGAUGAUUUGCAUUGACCAGCAAACCGGGCAGCGAAACCAAAAUGUUUUCCAAAAGCUUUCUGAGAGUCGCGAGAGAAAGAUUUUUAUUUAUUUGCAAGAGAGAGAGAAUGAGCCCGGGGAGGGGCAGAGGGAGAGGGAGAAGCAGACUCCCUGCCGGACAGGGGGCUCCACCUCAGGACUCCGAGAUCAUGACCUGAGCUGAAGUCAGUUGCUUAACCGACUGAGCCACUCAGGUGCCCCAGGUUUUAUUUGAGAGAGAGAGAGAACUAGAGAGAGCAUGAGCGGAGGGCGAAGGGCAGAGGGAGAGGGAGAGGCAGACUCCCUGCUGAGCCGGGAACCCGAUGUGGGACUCGAUCCCAGGACCCCAGGAUCAUGACCUGAGCUGAAGGCAGAUGCUUAACCACUGAGCCACCCAGGUGCCCCAGUUUCUCUAAUUUCUAUUUCAUUUAUUUCUGUUCUAGUUUUAUUUCCUUCCUUCUGCUAACUUUGGGCUUUUUGGCUCUUCUAGCUUCUUGGGGUGUAAAGCUAGGAAAGCCAUAUUGUAUAUUAAACAAAUUGCUUUGCAUUUGAUACAAGUAAAAGCAUUAUUUAAAAAAAAAAAAAAGUACCACUCCUGAUCUGUACUGGCCACUGUGUACCUCCCCUUGCUCCGGAUGGUGAUCGUGAGCAAAGGAAAAGCCACAGUUCUAUACUCAGUGAGCUUGGCAGUUCAUAUCAGAGGAUCAGCA